AUGAAAGAUAGGCUUCAGUUGAAUAAGCAUAUCGUAAGCCUCCGAUCUCUGUCCAUCAACGCAUUACAAGCUCUAAUUACAGAAACGCAUACAAUGGCGUCAAGCUCCACGCAUAAUGCGAAGAAUUCCCUAAAACGCCUUCGCAAACAAACUAAUAACAUAGCCUAUCACAUGCCUAGCCUAACAGCUCUAAGGUUUAUUAUCUGUGACCAACAUGGACCUCCUCUUAUGUCUGCCCAGGUUCCUCUCGCACAGGCUUUAGUUCUGUUCGACCUUUGA
Molecule: messenger RNA, 279 nt
Organism: Ascochyta rabiei
Lineage: Eukaryota; Fungi; Ascomycota; Dothideomycetes; Pleosporales; Didymellaceae
Exons: 2
Coding region: 1-279 (92 amino acids)
Source: RefSeq, a predicted model, not a curated record